GUCAAUCAAAUCCAAACCCCGCCCACCACUGCCUUGACAGCGAACAUAAAAAGGACAUGUACACCGAGCGUUUAUAACGACACAGCUACUUAGCCCGCUAAUUAGCUGGGACUUCAUUUUGCACACUAAUCAUUGACAUUCAAUGGUUUAAUUUAGCACCAACUGCAGCAUAUAUGUAGCUAAUCAGUCACUUAAAUGGCGUUCAAUGGCCACCAACGCGAAGAUGGAGCUAUCGACGAAGACGAAACGCCCACGAAGCAGCCGCGCUCCGACAAGGAGAAGCCCGGUUAUCUCUCACACGAGCCCAGCAAUGAGGCUUCCGCGUCCGCGGGGAGAGCGACAUCCGAGCGGCGGACCUCCAACUCGACGGCGAGGCAUCGGAGGGACUCGGUGAAGAAAACAAGGCCGCGUAGGUGUUACCGUUACGAGCGUGGGCUCCGUGUAGUUACUGGGAAGGCGCCGUUGCAUGAUGUAGAAAAAUCAAAGGCGUUCCCCUCAUAGACAGUCAUUGAUAUAAGACAGAAUUUACGUGAAAACCUGUAAUUUAAUGCAAACACGUCUCGCAUGAAACCCUACACUCUAUUUUGUUGCAUGCUUUGAUGAUGUAAAUAUCACGAAAUGAUAUGGGGAUUGAUACAACAAUGUAAUAAGGGUGAGCUGUGGCGGUAGCAGUAAAUAGACGGGGUCUAUUUUGCAACAAGAUGGCGUUCCGGGUACACACUGUACUGUAACAACAGUAGAUGAGGCUGCUUGUCAUUAUGUCGGCCAACAAUAAGAUAUCAGCUGCAUUUACAUGCAUUGUCAAUGAGCAUGAUCAUAUAAAUUAUAUUAAUAAAAUUUAAUAUUUUAAAAAUGUGCAAAAUAUUAAUUUGUGACAUUUGUUUUGCAUGUGUUAUCUCCUGUUUUGCAGCCUUUCCCUGGUUUGGGAUGGACAUUGGAGGCACUCUUGUGAAGCUGGUGUACUUCGAGCCCAAAGACAUCACAGCAGAGGAGGAGCAGGAAGAGGUGGAGAACCUAAAGAGCAUCCGGCGUUACCUCACCUCUAACGUCGCCUAUGGGAAAACAGGCAUCAGAGACGUGCACCUGGAGCUGCAGGACCUGACGCUGUGCGGAAGGACAGGCAACCUGCAUUUCAUUCGAUUCCCUACACAUGACCUGCCGGCCUUCCUGCUGAUGGGCCGUAACAAGCACUUCUCCAGCCUCCACACCACCCUCUGCGCCACAGGAGGGGGGGCGUACAAAUUUGAGUCUGAUUUCCGCAUGGUAGGUCUGCAGUUGGUCUCUUUCUUUUGCUUUUACAGGCUGAGGAUGGAGCGGAAGGACAAAACAGGGAUGUGUGUGAAGUCAUAAUAGAUAAACAGCAUGAGGUUCAAUCAUGUGAAGGUAAAACUGACCCCUAAAAAACAUAUUUGGGCAAAAAAAUCAGAGAUUUCACUUAUUUAUUGCAGAAAUCCUCAUGUAACUCACAAAAAAACAAUUUUUAAACUGCAUGCAACAAAACAUUACUUAUAAUUUUAAUACAAAGAUAAAUCAGAAUCACUUUGAGUCUAUGAUUUAUCAAAAUGUUGGAUUUAGGAUUGCAUCUGCAAUUUAAGGCACAAAAAAAAUCCAUGUUUUUAAUUUUAAUCACAAAAGAUUCUAUGUUUUGGUCGAAUUAUAAAUAAAGUUCCUGUUUUUGUACCCCCUUGUGCUCUCCCUCCUACCCCAGUUUCCUGCCUGUGUGUUCCCCUGACCACAUCCCGUCAGUGAUGUUAUCCAUGUUCUCUUCUUUCCUCUCACUCAAACACUCACUCACACACAAACAAAGAUGGCGGACCUGCAGCUCCACAAGCUGGAUGAGCUGGACUGCUUGAUCCGGGGGGUUUUGUACAUCGACUCGGUGGUGUCCAGCGGCCCCUCAGAGUGCUACUACUUUGAAAAUCCCACUGACCCGGAUCGCUGUGUUCAGAAGCCCUACACACUGGAGAACCCUUACCCUCUGCUGCUGGUCAACAUUGGGUCUGGGGUCAGCAUCCUGGCGGUCUACUCUGAGAAUAACUACAAACGAGUUACAGGGACCAGGUAAUGAUCAGUGACAGGGAAUAUUUAUUGAUCUAAAGUUAAAAGGCACAGUUAUAGUACGCUGACUUUUAUAUGAUAGAUCAAUUUUAAAUAAAUGUUUUAUAUAUUAGAAGUGAAGUUAUGAAUCAAACCAUUUAAAUAUAAAACUGUUUAAUUUUUCUUUACUGUAAUUGGCUGCCAUUUGGAUUGGCUUUUGCCCGUAACUGAGCAAUUUAUAACCAGCUCGAGGAUAAAAUGAGGGUCUCAGAGUUUGGGAUACCUGCUUGAAAACGAGACAGUUGUUCUCAAAUCUUUCAGGAGGACUUUGUCGACAAACUCUAAAAAGAUUAAUCUAAAAAAGAAAUGUGAAGGGAGAUGGUGUGCUCUUUUUAUCCGAGUUGCGGGACAAAAAUAGAAACAAAGAUUAAAAAAAAGGAGAGAUUUUCUGCACACUGAGACCGGGACUAACCUGAAGGAUUUAUCGGAGCGUUCAGCUGACUAAAUCUUUAAGAUUUGUCUCUCAAGCUGUCAGAUUUGUCCACCUUGCUUUUUCUUGAUGAAGAUCCUGAUCUUGGGUGUUUUAGUUUUCCUUGCAAACAUGAUUUAAGAGUAAAAGAGAAUGAGAUACAUCCCAGUUUUUACACUGACAGCUUCACUAAAAAGACUCAGACCUCUUAAAAAAUGCUGCUUAACCUGAAAAGUCAUAUUUUCUUUUACUCAUGUUGGAGUUCGGCUUGUCCACAACCUUUUAUUUAUAGCUGAGUAAACAUGUAAGAACCAAUUUUUUAAAGUACCAAGUGGAAUGAUGUCUGAGGGUUAAAGGUGUCUUUUUGGAGGUCUGAUCUCAGUCUACAGACUCAGAUGAACUUCAAUAAUAAGUGAAAGAAAAUUUUAAAAAGACUAAAAAUUAUAAACACUGUUUAGUUGUUGGUUUUGCAUGUCCAGAAAAAGUAACGUGACACACACGCUGAGGUGAAACCACUGCAGGCUCUUUGUUAGGAGUUCACUUAAUACAUUUCAGUUCAGCUUUCUUGAAAGGUUGUUUUCACAUGUGGUUUCUCUGUCUGCUGACUUUGAAAGGGACUGACUCAUGCUUGGAUGACCUAAACUCACCAUAAUCCUCUAUCCAAAAUCACAAAAUAUAAAUGUUAAAGGAUUAUUUAUCUUUAUGAUAUACAGAGUAAUGAGCAGACUCUUUCUCCCUGUUUCCAGUCUUGGUGGGGGGACCUUCCUGGGCCUGUGCUGCCUGCUGACCGGCUGCUCUACUUUCGAGGAAGCUCUAGAAAUGGCCUCUCAGGGGGAGAGCACCCGUGUGGACAAGCUGGUGCGGGACAUCUACGGAGGAGACUAUGAGAGGUUUGGACUGCCGGGCUGGGCUGUAGCCUCAAGGUGCGGUUUACAGCAGCUUUUCCCUUUUUGAACUGCAGGUCACGAGUCUGUUUUUGUCGGACAGACGGCUUUAGCGAAAAGAGGAACUAGAACGACGCUAAAUUUAGUCUUUUUCCAAUCCCAAGAUUAAAACAUAAAGCACUUUAUUUCAAAAUCACAUCCCUUUCAUCCAGAGGUGGAAUAUUCAGUGGACUCAAACAUCUUUUUUCACCUAGUUUUCAGAAAUCUCAUUUUCUUGGAGUCAUUCUGUAUUAUUUGGCUGUUAAAUUCUGGAUUUUACCAGAUUUCUGAUAACCUAACAUGGACUGUGGUUUGAUUUGACAGUUUUGGUAACAUGAUGUCCAAAGAGAAGAGGGAGUCGGUGUCUAAAGAGGACCUGGCCAGAGCAACACUGGUCACCAUCACCAACAACAUCGGCUCGAUCACCAGGAUGUGUGCUCUAAAUGAGGUGAGUGAAGAGGAUGUGGAGCUGUUGAAGUACUCUGUGUUUGAGUUGACAAUGGAUUAAAGCAUUCAGAGCGACUUAAACUGUUGUUAGAGCAUCGAAAAGACAAAAACGGAGCAAGAGACUCAAACACAGAAAUCUGAAGACUGUCUGAGGUUCCUGCGGUUGGUUUCUCUUUGCCUUCAGCCUCUUUACGGUGCUGCCUUGUGGCGUCUUGAUCAAGCAGCAUUGUACAGGGCUAUGAAGGCGUCGAGGAGGUCAUCAACGUAUUCUGCUGUCUGUUACAGUCUCUGAAUUUGAAAACAAUUAUUAGGAGAUGCUAAGACUUCGAUUAUGGUCUGAAAAUAUAUUUUCAAUGUAGGAGAUCAGCACUGAAACAAACAUUUUUACUGCUGUAAUUUGUUGAGGUACACAUUUAGACUGAUUAUUUUGCCUCUUAAGCUUCUUUAUCUUGGCAGUGUCGUGAUGUUAAUGAGUAAUAUCAUAAGCUGUUAUCAGAAGGAAGUAUUCAACCCAUCACGUUGUAAAUUGCUCAGAUAUUAACCUCAUGAUUUCUCUUUCAUUCACAGAACAUCGAGAGGGUGGUGUUUGUGGGAAACUUCCUCAGAGUCAACACCCUCUCCAUGAAGCUCCUGGCCUACGCCAUGGACUACUGGUCUAAAGGGCAGCUCAAGGCUCUCUUCCUACAGCACGAGGUAAAUGAGUCUUUAUAGCUCCUGUCAGGGGAGGGCGCUGUUGAGGUGUGCCCUGUGUGCAGAGGCUGUAGCCUUCUGGUUUGACUUUGCUGCAUGUUAGACCUCACUCUUUAUCCCCCAUAUUCCCUGUCUUGUUUUUCUUUUUGUACUUAAAUGCUCUAAAAGUGUUAUAAUUUGAUGUUCUGUUAUUUUUAGGGCUAUUUUGGAGCCGUUGGAGCACUGCUGGAGCUUCUGCAUCCUUCCUAACUCACAUCCAAAGAAGAACUUGUCAAUCUGCUGCAAAGACCAAUCGCACUUUAGACUGUACGGAGUAAUUCCACAGCGGGAUGUUCAUCCAGUCACCGAUGGAUCAGUUACUGGCAGGAAAACAUAUGUAGGUCCUUUAGUCGAGCCGGUGUGUGAAAGGCUCUUGAUUGUCUCUUCCAAAUGUUGAUCCAUGUCAGCUCCUGUGAUCAGAACGAAGCCUGUGUCCGCCCCGACCAAACAAUAAUGCAGCUAAGUUGACACAGUCGUAGUUUGCAGGACGUUUUGAUCUGAAACAUCUCAAGGAAUUUCACCACAUUUGCCUGAAACACUAUAGGUCAAACGGUAUUUAGCGUUGCAGAGUUUUGUCUUUUAAUGAAGUCCUGGUCCAAAUGCUUCCUUGUUCUUUUUAUGGUUCAUCUCCACAGAGGUACCAGGUGGAUGGGAGCUUGUUUAAUAAGACUUGAGAAAAACAGUUUUAUAGACGAGUCUCCUCAGCUUAAAUGUAGUUGUGAAAAUUGUGAAAACAAUUGUGUGCCAGAGCCAAAGAGUAAUUAUUUAAAAAUCCAAGAGACUCCUAUCAGAACAGACCAAAACAUACAGGAAGUGUCAUGUUCAAAACGCUUGAACUGACUUAGUGAGCCACUAAUCAUCUUUCUGAGACAGGAUUUCAGUCCUUGCAGAUUGAUUUUUGUGUGCUGUUGCAUCAGAUACUAAAAGUCCUCCCACCUAUCUAAUGUUUUUCAGUAUUUAUCUGAAACAAACACUGAAUAUCAUUUAAAACCACUAAAAACACGUGGUGUGUUAUCUUAAUGUGUCCUCAUUGUUGUGAUUUAGACUUACCAAUAAUAGGUUUUCUUUACUAAUUGUUGACAAAACGUCUUCAAUAAUCAAAAGAAAUGCACCACAUCCUAAGAUGAAGCCCUAAAUUGGGGCUCGAGGUUUCUGGUGAACUUGACAAUCAGUGUGAAGGUUACUGUACUAUACUGUACAAUCUGAGUGGUACAUUUGAAGUCCUUUACUCCAUCCCUGCUGAAGUGCCCUUGAAUAACUGCAUCACUUUUCUAAGAGGCGACAGGUUACAUAAAAUAUGGAGAGCAACAAUGUGAAGACAGAAUAGGGGGAAAUUUAUGUAGGCUAUUAAUCUUCAAGUUUUCCCUUUAUCCAACAAAAUGUUACUUUGAUUCAUAGGCUUACUGAUUCCCUCCAGUUUAAGUUUGAAGUCCCGUACCUUGAAAUUACUUCUGUAUUUCUAUGACUGUUCAGUUUGUACUUCAUGUUUAUGUUGUAAUUUUAAUUUACACCUCUGUCAGUCUCAUAGAAGCUUUUUGUCUCAGAAACCUAGCAAGAAAAAAACCUUAAAAAUCAAUCCGUGCUCAUCCACUGCAUUUACUGUAAUGUGUUUGCUCUGUUACUGGUCCAAAGAUGAGUAAGAGGGACCACAGUGAAUCACAAGCUACUGAAGAGGGAGAUUUCUCCGUUUCUAGACACAGUUUUUAGCUGUUAAUUAGAAGACAUGUUCUUGUAGAUUGUGCGUACAGUGAGUUGGUUUUAAAUUAAGUGCCUGCCAUGUUUUUGUAUCAGAUACAUCAAUGUGUUCAGCAACGUGAUUUAAAAUAGACAAACUGAUUUGUAUUUCUAAAGGUUUACUCUCUGUUUGCUUGUACGUUACAAAGAGGACUUUGUACUUUUGUGUGAAACAGUGAUGACGCAUUUUUAACUGCAUUUCCCUUUGUUAAAUACAAACUUUUCUAAUUUUUAAUA
Molecule: messenger RNA, 6576 nt
Organism: Xyrichtys novacula (pearly razorfish)
Lineage: Eukaryota; Metazoa; Chordata; Actinopteri; Labriformes; Labridae
Source: the annotation of a GenBank genome assembly